Poecilia latipinna (sailfin molly) is the source of this 3266-nucleotide messenger RNA. RefSeq names its product lysophospholipase 2 (gene lypla2). Gene Ontology annotation, cellular component: cytoplasm. The coding region runs from base 111 to 803 and encodes 230 amino acids. Lineage: Eukaryota; Metazoa; Chordata; Actinopteri; Cyprinodontiformes; Poeciliidae. Gene Ontology annotation, molecular function: carboxylic ester hydrolase activity; palmitoyl-(protein) hydrolase activity. The record is from RefSeq and is a predicted model, not a curated record. Gene Ontology annotation, biological process: protein depalmitoylation. The transcript has 10 exons.
UGGUUUGUGUGUGACGUCACUUGCUGGCCCCGCCUCCUCUUACAGUGCGCAGAGUACCGGAAGUUCCGCCCCGUCGUGAACUGGGACAGCAAGCGCACCCCCUACAGUGUAUGUGUGGCAACAACAUGUCUGUGCCGCUGCUCGCCGAGGCUGUGACGGUGUCCGGGACACAGAAGGAGACUGCGGCGGUGAUCUUCCUUCAUGGAUUAGGAGACACAGGGCACGGCUGGGCCGACUCUCUGACGGGGAUCCGGCUGCCUCACGUCAAGUUUAUCUGCCCUCACGCGCCUAAAAUCCCCGUCACUCUCAACAUGAGGGCCCUGAUGCCCGCGUGGUUCGACCUCAUGGGUCUGAGCCCCGACUCUCCAGAGGAUGAAGCCGGAAUCAAAAAGGCUGCAGAAAACAUUAAGGCCAUAAUCGAACACGAGGCCAGAAAUGGGAUUCCUCCUCACCGUAUAAUCAUCGGUGGAUUCUCUCAGGGUGGCGCUUUGUCCUUAUACACCGCUCUGACCUGCCAGCACCAGCUGGCCGGCGUGGUGGCCCUCAGUUGCUGGCUCCCUCUUCACAGGAGUUUCCCUUCGGCGUCAAGCGGCAACAAGAACAUCCCAAUCCUGCAGUGCCACGGAGAGAUGGACAUGAUGGUGCCUGCGCAGUUCGGCGCCAUGACGGCAGAGAAGCUCAAAUACAUAGUUAACCCUCAGAUGGUCACCUUUAAAACCUACCCAGGCGUUCAGCACUCCUCCUGUCCUGAGGAAAUGUUGGCUGUAAGGGAAUUUAUUGAGAAGUAUUUGCCCCGGAUUUGACCUUGCCUCAUUCCGACUGUGACGCCCUCCGAGACACUGACCUCUGACCCCUGAUCUGCUCUCCUGCAGGAAACAGCCAUGAGAACCCCCCACCUCCUCACACACACACACACACACACACACACACACACACACACACACACACACAUACGUACACACACAUUUAACAGGUAAUUUAAUCCGCGGAGCUGAACAGCGCUCUUCAUACAGUCCAACUUGUCGAGUCUCGGCGUUCGGAGGGAGAAACUCUCGCUGCACAUUCCCCCUUUUUUAAUUUAAAUCCUCCAUCUGUUGACUCUCUUCUUUUCCUUUUUUUUUUUACCUCAUCUUGUUUCCUUUUAUCAGCUUGUAUCACUCAUCGCCUCACUGCCACACUUCCUUUUGAGUUACUGGAAAACCAGCGAUGAGUCUGAGUCGCAUCAUCCAACCUGCUGGGGGCGCUGUCAGACUGGUCGGAUGUUUACAAACAGCUUUUGCUUCUCCACCUUUCGAUCAUUAGCUGCAGGUUUUAUAGGAAGUGAAAGGACGUAAAAUCUGUUUUAACUCUUUUGAGACAUUCUGACAGCCUUUAUAAACGACUAAAGCUGUUUGCAUUAAAGAAAACAACACAUUUUUAUUUAAAGGAUGUAAAAUCAGAUCAAAAUCUGAUGAAAACCAUUUCAGGUAUGAAAUAUGCAGCAAUGUUGGUCACAUUCCCACAUCAAAAUCUGCAGUAUUCGUUCGUAGCUCCUAAAUUUGUCCAAUUUGAACACCUGCAAAGUUGUAGCAUAGCAACAGUAAGCAGCGUACUGAUGACCCUGACUGUCCGCUUUGAGUCUGAGCAGAAACAGCAGCUUAGAAAGAAAAACUUAAACUCCUUUUUAAUUUAUUUUGAUUUUAAUAACAAGAAACGCUGCGGGUUUCCUAAAAGGAUUCCUAGUGGGAUCCCUCUGGGGAUCACAGAUCAGUGAAUGUGAGAUCUUGGCUUCCUUUUGAGAAAUAACAAGAAAUAGUGAUGAAGAAAGGAAAAUAAAUUAAAAAUACUGGAAAGGAAUAGAUAAAAUAACAUAUUAAUUCUUGUUUUUGGCACCAAACAGAACUGUCUGUUUGACCUGCCCGACAGAUUAUUUUGAUUUUUUCAUUCUGCUCAUAAAUAACUGCAGGAAAAUGAGAUUAACUGACUAAUAAAGACUAUAUACCAGAGGUUUGAUCAGCGGUCACGAUCUGUCCUGUGUAAUAACAGUCAGCCGACCCAAAUGGGCAUUACGAUCAAAACAAAACCAAAUUUGAGCGAUCUUCUGACCUUUAAUAUCAUUUCUGAAAAUACUUCUCUACAAAACAAAAGCAUAAAUCAUAGUUUAAGUAGAUUAUUUUGAAGUGGUUUGUUUACAGGUUUGAAAGGAUCAAAAUGUUGAUGUAUUGGUGUGGAUUAAUCUGUUUGCGUAUGAUUUGACCUCUGACCUGUUAGCUUAGCGGCUAACCUGGCGUGAAUCCUCUCGUCCUGCGCUGUUCCCGUUAAUCAUGUCUGCAAAGGCCUUUUAUAACGAAGCUCUGUGUCUCCGACUCGGUUACUGGGAGAGCUGGUUUUCCACCACUGCAUCCAUUCCACAUUCUGCAGCCUGUCCGGGUCUUUAACACACACACACACAGAGAAUCCCAGGAACUGAUGCUUUUCCUAUUUUUAAAUGUGAGAAAAUGAAGUGACUUGUGUAAAACGUAAUCCAAGUGAAAUAAAGCAAAUGGAUGACUGUUCCUGCCAGCCUGUUUCUUUCAGAGCUGUAAAACCUUCAUGUUGAUUCUGUGUCAGACUUUGAUUUUUCCGAAAAUCACAGGAGAACGGGAACAUGAGACCCGCACAGACUGCACAUCACCAGUCGUUUCACUGCGCCUCCCACCAUUCCCACUUAUGUUGGAGCAGAUGAUUUCCUCCCUCUUCAUAUCCAUGAUACCAAGGAGUUCCAGAGCUCCAGACCUUUUAAUCCCAGAGAAAAUCCAGAAAUUCUCAUUUUUCCUAAUGCUGUAACCUGCUAACAGAGCGACAGAUUAAAGAUCUCAAGUUAAACUCCAAUUAAGGUUUUUAGAAUUGGCCUGAAACGCAUUAAUCUCUGUGGAGAGGAACAGUUUAGGUUUUAUUUUUUUCUGUUCGGGCGACGUCUUCUGAUCUCACAGACGUCAGUUUUGAUUGUUCACAAGUCAAUGAAUGUUUCUCGUCUCCUUUAGUGUUUCCAUAUUUCCGUCUCAGUCUUUGAUCCCAGCCGUUUUUUGGAUUUCUUUGUUUGGAAUCUGUUCCUGUAUUUUUUAUGUCGUUUCUUUUUCCCCGUUUGAUUGUUUUGUUAAAGUUGUGGAUCUUUUUCAUCGUCAUCUCAUCCUCUUUUUGUCUGAUGAUGAUGAGCAUUAAGAAGACAUGUUGAGGUGAGACUGAUGGUCUCUCUGCUCAUUUUGUUCCCUAAACAGCUUUCUGCGGAAUAAACGAUCCAAAAAAAA